Paramisgurnus dabryanus is the source of this 2927-nucleotide messenger RNA. RefSeq names its product glycogen synthase 2 (gene gys2). Gene Ontology annotation, molecular function: alpha-1,4-glucan glucosyltransferase (UDP-glucose donor) activity. The record is from RefSeq and is a predicted model, not a curated record. Gene Ontology annotation, biological process: glycogen biosynthetic process. Lineage: Eukaryota; Metazoa; Chordata; Actinopteri; Cypriniformes; Cobitidae. Gene Ontology annotation, cellular component: cytoplasm.
GGUUAUAGUAAAAGUGGUGUGCAACCGAUCAAUGUGAGUCAAAGUGAUUUCAGUGCUUCGAGGCGAACCGUUAGACUGUAAUUUCUGGCUUGUGGAGAAAGCCCGCGUUCAGUUUUACCCAUUUGAAUCGAUUCCACGCACUUCUUGCACUUUCAGUUAUCGUAUAUAAGAGUCUCUGAGAUGCGUCUGUCCAGAUCUUUAUCAAUAACAUCACUAACUGGACUUCCACUUUGGGAGGAAGAGAGUCUACCUGUGGAAGAUCUCUUACUCUUUGAGAUUUCAUGGGAAGUAACUAAUAAGGUUGGUGGCAUAUACACUGUUAUCCAAACUAAAGCUAAGAUUACGGUGGACGAAUGGGGCGAGAACUACUUCAUGAUGGGUCCCUACUACGAACACAACUUCAAGACACAGGUGGAGCCAUGUGAACCUCCAAACCAAGCCAUUAAGGCGGCCAUGGACUCUUUGAUAAACAAUGGCUGCCAGGUGCACUUUGGCCGUUGGUUAAUUGAAGGUAGUCCAUAUGUUAUCCUGUUUGAUAUCGCGGCAGCUGCCUGGAACCUGGACCGGUGGAAGGGAGAUCUGUGGGACGCAUCUAAAAUCGGGCUCCCAUAUCAUGACCGAGAGGCCAAUGACUCCCUCAUCUUUGGUUCUCUUGUUGCCUGGUUCUUCAAGGAGUUAACAGACCAACUUCAGGACAAGCCCAACGUAAUCGCUCAUUUCCACGAGUGGCAAGCCGGGACAGGACUUGUACUGAGCCGCGCUCGCAAAAUACCCUUAGCGACUAUUUUUACAACACAUGCCACCCUGCUGGGGCGCUACUUGUGCGCUGGUAAUGCAGACUUCUACAAUAACCUGGAAAAGUUCAACAUAGACCAAGAGGCAGGAGAGAGACAGAUCUACCAUCGCUACUGUUUGGAGAGAGCGGCGGUACACUGUUCACAUGUCUUUACCACUGUGUCCCAGAUCACAGCCGUGGAAGCAAAUCAUAUGCUACACCGACAACCAGAUGUCGUCACCCCGAACGGUCUGAACGUAAAAAAAUUCUCAGCCAUGCAUGAGUUUCAAAACCUGCACUCCACAAACAAAGCCAAGAUCCAGGAGUUUGUAAGAGGCCACUUCUAUGGCCAUUUGGACUUUAAUCUGGAGAAGACCCUCUUCUUCUUCAUUGCAGGGCGAUAUGAGUUUACUAAUAAGGGAGCGGACCUGUUUCUUGAAUCUUUGUCCAGAUUAAACUAUUUGCUAAGGGUUCAUAAGAAUGAUGUCACAGUGGUUGUGUUUUUCAUCAUGCCUGCCAAGACCAACAACUUCAACGUGGAGUCUUUAAAGGGACAGGCUGUACGCAAACAGCUGUGGGACACAGCCCAUUCUGUAAAGGAGAAGUUUGGCAAAAGGCUUUACGAGAGCUUGUUAAGGGGUGAGAUUCCAGACAUGAACAAAAUUCUGGACAGAGACGACUUCACAAUUAUGAAGAGGGCUAUUUAUGCAACACAGAGACACUCUCUUCCACCGGUAACAACGCACAACAUCGUGGACGACUCAACGGACCCGAUCCUGAGUAACAUCCGACGAAUCGGCCUCUUCAACGCACGCAAUGACAGAGUGAAGAUUGUUUUCCAUCCAGAGUUUCUGUCCUCCACCAGUCCCUUGCUGCCAAUGGACUAUGAGGAGUUUGUGCGUGGUUGCCAUCUUGGAGUUUUUCCUUCCUAUUAUGAACCAUGGGGCUAUACACCAGGUGAAUGUACUGUUAUGGGAAUUCCCAGCGUCACAACCAAUCUGUCUGGAUUUGGAUGUUUCAUGGAAGAACACGUCUCUGAGCCAGCUGAAUACGGGAUCUACAUCGUGGAUCGGCGGUUUCGGUCUGCGGACGAGUCGUGUAACCAGCUGACUCAGUUCAUGUUUUCCUUUUGCCAGCAGUCACGACGACAGAGGAUAAUCCAGCGCAACCGCACAGAGAGACUUUCUGACUUGUUAGACUGGCGAUAUCUUGGACGAUUUUAUAUGCACGCCAGGCAUCUCGCCCUCAGCAGAUCCUUCCCUGCUAAAUUUAAAAUGGACCAAGUCAGCCUCCCUCCGACACAAGGUUUCCGCUACCGUCGACCCUCCUCAGUACCACCUUCCCCAUCGGCCUCACUUCACUCCACCCCUCACCACAGCGACGAGGAAGAUGAUGAGCCAUAUGAUGAAGAUGAAGAGGCAGAGAAAGACAGACAGAACAUCAAAGCACCUUUCACACUGGGUGAGGUGCCGGAGGGUAAGAAGAAACAACCGGGGCAAAAUGGGAAUUAAGAUCUACACCUUUCUGCUCAACUCAUCUCCACAGUUCAACAGAUGUAUAACGCUACUUGUUAUUCUAGGACUUAAGUUACUUUAGAGCUUAAACUGAUGAUACAGUAUCAUGAAAAAAAUUAUGUUACAUAUACAGUUAAAGACCACAUUAAAGAUUUGGGAGCCCAUUUUUAAGCGUAGAAUCUUAGGAUUUUAAAAAGUUGAUGGAUGAAUACUGGGUCACUUAGUAAAUGCAAGCAUAUUUAUUUUGUCAUAAUAUAAUUUGUAAUGAGAAUCACUGUGUAAAUUAGCAAAACAGGACUUUUUCCAUUAAUGGUAGACCUAUCUCAUAUAUUGGUUUAUAAACAUAAUUUUCCAUAAUGAGUUCAAUAGUUUAGUAACAACGCAGAAAGUUCAAACAAACCCUGUUUAGUAAGUGUCACACUUGAGUAGUUUUCAGUGCAAAUUGUUUAUUUAGCUGAGAAAAUGUUGGCACAUUCUCAAAGUGUAUUUUACAUGGCAUUAAUUCAAAUGGUGAUUCAACAUGAGAAAUGAAAAUGAGCAAAACUGUCUGUACAAUUAUAUAUUACAGAUUUCAAUCAUCAUGAAUAGUUUAUUUUCCAGGAUGACAUGUCUAGAAAAAUAAAUAGAAAUGGAAAACA